This is a messenger RNA of Vairimorpha ceranae, 1734 nucleotides long. RefSeq names its product atm1 mitochondrial abc transporter. Gene Ontology annotation, biological process: transmembrane transport. The record is from RefSeq and is a predicted model, not a curated record. Lineage: Eukaryota; Fungi; Microsporidia; Nosematidae. Gene Ontology annotation, molecular function: ATP binding; ATP hydrolysis activity; ABC-type transporter activity. The transcript has a single exon. Gene Ontology annotation, cellular component: membrane. Bases 1 to 1734 code for a protein of 577 amino acids.
AUGAAAAAAAUUUCGAAUAGAAAAAUUAUCAAAGAAAUUAUUUACAAUGAUUUAUUAAAAAUAAGAAUGUUGCGAUAUGUUAUUGUACCAAUAAUAUUUUUAACUAUAUUUUACACUGUUUUAGAGAUAAAAAUAAGUACAUUAGUAAAGAAUCUUAAUCAAUCUAUCGCAAAUCGAAAAGGUGAACACACAGCACUUGAAAGAUUUGUGUUACAGUCACUCUUAGUGGCUGUAUUGACCGAACUUAAUGGAUUUAUUUUUACAGGUGUAGUGCAAUAUAUUUAUAGAAAUACGGCAAAAUCUACAUUCAAAGGCUUCAUUUCUCUUUCACCUAAAAAUUUUAGUACCAUAGGUGGCGGAGAAAUUCAAACAAUAAUAGAUAGAAAAUCAAAAUCUGCAAGUGAACUUAUUGAAGUGUUUCUUACAAGCUUGCUUCCAAUAUGCCUUAAACUUUUAUUUGCCCUUAUUGCAGUUAUAAAAAAUAUGGGAGGUCUUGCGGGCUUCAUAAUGUUUGUUUGUGUUUCUUGCUAUGCGACUGUGACUAUAUUGAUAGCACAAUGGAGAUCUAAUAUUAGAAGAGAACUUAAUAACUCUGAAAAUAGAUCUAGUAAUAAACUACAAGAUGGAUUAAAUAAUCAUGAAACAAUCGUCUCCUUUGGGACUACAGAUCUUGAAGUAGAUGAAUAUGAUCAUUUUCUAAAAAUUAAUGCAUCUAAUAGUAACAGAUUAUGGAGAGCACUGUACAUUUUAAAUUUAUCUCAGAGAGCAAUUUUUCUCUUACAAAGUUUUUUUAUUAUUUAUGCAGGAAUAUCAGGAAUAUUAUCUCAAAAUAUGUCAUCUAACCAACUCAUUUAUUUAAUGUCCAUUACAUCUACGGUUACUAUUAAUUUAAGUAACUUGGGUUACUUAUACACUAGAUAUACACAAGCAAUAAUUAAUGCAAGAUCUACUUAUGAUACAAUGUUAGAUAUAAAAAAAGAGAAUAAUAAGUUUAAGAUUACAGAAUUUAAAGAAAGUAUUAAGUUUAAUAAUUUGUCAUUUGGUUAUGAAAGUAGACAAAUUUUUAAUAAAAUAAAUCUAGAAAUAUACAAAGGAGAAAAAGUAGCAAUUAUAGGUAAAAAUGGUAGUGGUAAAUCAACAUUACUAAAACUACUGCUUAAAUUUGAUGAAGAUUACAAAGGUAGCAUUUUAAUAGAUGACAUUGAUAUUAAAAAAAUCAAAGACGAAUUUUAUAGGAAUUUAUUAGGUUACAUACCACAGAAUACAUUUUUGUUUAAUGAAUCUGUAAAAUAUAAUAUUAAAUACGGAUCUUUUGGUAUUUCAGACGAGGAUAUUUUUGCAUUGUGUAAAGAGUUUGGAUUAUAUGACGUUUUCAUGAACCUCGAAAAUGGUUUUGAUACGAAUGUAGGAGAAAGAGGAAGGUUAUUAAGUGGUGGAGAAAAGCAAAAGAUUUUAUUAAUGCGUACUAUGUUAAGAAACAAGGAGAUAAUGGCAUUAGAUGAACCCACUGCAGCACUUGAUAAGGAGUCUGAAAAAAAGAUUUUAGAGAUAAUUUUACAACAGGAAGAUCGAACAGUUUUGAUGAUAAUUCAUAAUCUAGAACUUAUUAAUAAAUUUGAUAAAAUAAUUUACAUUGAUGAAAAUAAUAUAGAAGUCUAUAAAAAUGAUAUUGAAGGACAAAAAAAGUUUUCUACAAAUUUACAAUAUUUUUUAUCAUACAAAUUAGGUAAAUAA